Molecule: messenger RNA, 1674 nt
Organism: Pieris rapae (cabbage white)
Lineage: Eukaryota; Metazoa; Arthropoda; Insecta; Lepidoptera; Pieridae
Product: juvenile hormone esterase-like
Exons: 3
Coding region: 40-1665 (541 amino acids)
Source: RefSeq, a predicted model, not a curated record
UUUGAAAUAUAACACCUGUAUUAAUAACUUUUCUAUAAAAUGUUAAGUUUUUCUUUAAUGAUUUUAGUUUGUGCGUAUUCGUGUGAUAGUAUUGUAGUUAAAUUUAAUGAAAGUGUUAUCGUUGGGAAAUAUUUACGAACCAUUUUUGGGGAUAAAUCUUACGUAGGAUUUUUUCACAUACCUUACGCGGAGCCACCUUUAGGGGAAUUAAGAUUUAAGCCCCCAAUAGGUCCUAGAAGUUUUGAAAACUACAAAAUAUACGCAUAUGAUGAAGACACAUGGAGCGGGCUUACAGAGGAUUGUCUUUAUUUAUCAAUCUUUAUGCCUCUCUCGGUAUAUCCGAAACCAGUCCUGGUAUGGUUUCAUGAACAUUCCUACUGGCAUGGUCCAGAUUUCUUUAUAGACGAGGAAAUAUUAGUCGUCACUGUUUCGUUUCGAACAGGAAUAUUUGGUUUCCUAAACACUGAAGAUGAUUUCGCUGAAGGAAACCUAGGGGUUAAAGACAUGCAGAUGUCUCUAGAAUGGCUCAAACACAAUGUUCAUAAAUUUAAUGGGGAUCCUAAAAGUAUUACCAUUGUCGGUGCAGGUUUAGCGGCCACACCGGUGGCAUCGAUGUUAUUGAAUGCUGAUAAAGAUUUAUUUUCUAAAAUAAUUGUUUUAAGCGGCAGCGCACUAUCACCGGCUGAUUAUAAGAAUUUUAACUUUGAGAUUGCUAAUAAAUUAUUCAAAAGACUUGGAGAUCCACUUAAGAGAUUUAAUAGGAAAGAAUUAUAUGAACUGCUCAAGAACGGGACAGCGGAUAAAUUGCUAUCGGCCUCUCGAGAACUUUUCGAUAGCACUGAAGUAAGAGAUAAUCAAAGAUUGAUUAAUCCAUUUGGAUGUUCUCUCGAGAUUGCUUCUGAGAAUCCAUUUAUGAAAUGGACACCUAUUGAAAUGUACAAUAGAAAAGCUGUCAACGACGUGCCAGUUUUGAUUGGCUACACGAGUUUACCUUCGCUCUGCAAGCUUAAAGGUCUCGCUUCUAAUAGAGAACUUUUAAAGUACCUUAAUUAUAAUUUUCAAUAUUUACUGCCAUUCGAAGGGAGAGUGGACGAAUACAACUGCAAAAAAUACAAGAAAAUUAAGCAGCGCAUUAAGGAAUUUUAUUUUCUCAACGCGACAAUAACAGAGCGUAGUUUGAGGCGAUUCGCAAAAUACCUAUCCGACAUGCAUAUCUUCCCUUUGCUGAGACAAGCGAGGCUUCAAAGCGAUGUCUCGAGCUGUCCAGUAUAUUUGUAUAGAUUUGCGUUCAAGGGGUCUUUCAAUAUUGGCUGGAGAAAUUACGUUCCCAAUUUAAAUUGGUCGGGAGCAAGUUUGGACGACGAAAUAUGUUACUUAUUCAAAUGCAAAUCUCUAAAUCACGUCUAUAACAGAGCACAGACCAAUGAAAGGGGCUUCAUUAGGAAAAUUGUGAGAUUAUUUGCUAAUUUCAUUAAACUUGGAAACCCAACACCACACGAUGAUGAAGUAUUGAAAAAUAUACAAUGGAUGCCUUUAAGUAAAGGAACACAUUUAAAAGCCAUGAACUUUGGGAAAUUAAUAAGAAUGCGAGAUAUUCCCGAAGAAGAAAGAAUGCGAUUUUGGUAUAAUUUGCAAAGAGAUUUUGUUACUUUAAAUAAUUCUUAAUAAAUAUUU